GUGGAAUCCGUUGUGACAUGAAUCGAUGACGUGGGAAACAAUCGAUGACGCCCCACCCUCCACGCGCUCGCCCGCCUCUACGGCUCCGUCGACACCGAGAUCUCCCAAAAGCGGAGGCGGCGAAGCAGGGGAAGAACCGGGCCACGGUCGUCACGCUCAACGCCGAGAUCCGCCGCGCCAAGGCCAAGCUCCUCGAGGAGGACCUGCCCAAGCUACAGCGCCUCGCGCUCAAGAAGGUACUUGUGGUGAGAAGCAACCUCCGGCUGAUCGUCAGGGUCAUGGCGCCCCCUCACCCCGUGCAUUUGGCGGCUCGCAGCGGGGACUUGGAUUGCAUCCUGAAGCUGCUAGUGUGGGGAGCUGAUCGGCUCCAAAGGGACUCUGCUGGGGGAGAACUAGAUCCCUGCCAUGGUCUUGCCUUACACAUUGUUGGUCUGCUGAAUUUUGUGCUAUGAGGUCGCUGUCAAUAGUUUCUCUUGUCCAACGCAUGAUCACAUUAUCUCGGUCUUGUACAAAUGCUAGCAGGUACUGGGUCAUCUGUUCAUUUGCAUUUCACGCGGGUUCAUAUUCUGCAUAGUGUGAGACUGGCAUCUUUCAUUUGGUUUGCUGGAACAUUGCAGAAAAGAACUUCUUUACAUAGAAAACAUUGCAAAAAUAAAAUGUGCGGAAAUCUUGAACGGGUUUGGGUAUGUUUUCAGCAUCUCUGUAUUGCACUAGUAAUUCACCAAUGAUUCUUAAGUUCUACCUGUGAGCACCAAAUGUUUGGGAACUCUUUUGUAAUUUGGUUAAUCAGCAUUUGUAUUGUACCACUUCCUGGUUGCCGUAUCAAAUGUUAUACCAUUGCACUAUUUAGUUACUUUUCAAAGUUGUGAUAAAUAUAGUUUUUUUUUACUUUCAAGAUAGCAUCAAAUUCAUGUCUUCCAUUUUUCUCAUCUACGCUGCGUGUCUAUAUAUAGCAGCACAAUUUUAGUUGCUCUGUAGGUUAUCAGUAGAACUCAACUAGCUAAUUAACAAGUGAACUCACUAUGCAUUUGCUGAAUCCAUAUUUGGAAAGUUCACUGACCCUGCUACUAUAACAAACUGCUGGUGGUGGCUCUUUCCCAGGUAUUACAUGCAUCAUCAGUCCUAUAUAGCUGCUGCUCAUAUACUCAUUUUGUUCUAGGAAAGUGGGAGGGCAGGGGCCCUUGAUUUUCUUGCAUAAUUUGAGCAAAUUUGAGCAAAUGUGAUUUUUAUUCUCUGAAGUUGAUUCUCAUGUGUGGUCAUACCAACAAUACAUGCUUAAGACAUCAGUGGCUGGACUGUAGAUGUUUGAAUCAGGAAAAAAAUUGUGGGGAAAUGGUCCAUUUAUCCUUUAUUGCUUUGUGUUUUCUCUUCUAGAAUUAGUGUACUUUACUUAUAUGUUUAUAUGUUGAAUGACAGAAGCUUAAGGUGAAGAAGGCCAUCGAGAAGGGCAACACCGACGGCGCCCAGAUAUAUGCCGAGAACGCCAUCCGCAAGUGCACCGAGCACAUGAACUACCUCCGCCUCGCCCCAUACGCCCAUGAGUGAUAUAUACUACUUGCCUGCUGCUGUAUCAUAUUGCUUACUUUUUUACAUCAGAUCAACUAUGAAGAGAAUUGGUGGUGGUUAGGGUGUUCUGGUGCUUAUGUAAUCUUCUUUCAGGCCUUUGGAGAUAAGAGUUCUUUAGCUGACAAGUUUAGCAAAUGCUGCAGUGCCUAUGGUUUAGUUUUACACUUGCGUAAAAAUGAAUGGCUGCUACUGUUUCUAGUUUUAGGUUGGGAUGAGAUGCAUGUUUGCAUGCUUGUGCUUCUGUAACUACAAUCUAUACUACUGCUAUUGUCAUAUCCUGGUUGUUUUGUUGCUACCAAUAUUUGUCCCAUGUUUUGUUUCCUUGCAUGCUUACUACUACAAUCUAUACUACUAUUGUGCAAGAUGUUCACAUGUUAAUUUUUGUUGACUAAAAUCUCUUAUGCUGUUGACUUAGCUUGACCCAGAACAGCAGCAUCCUUGAUGCGACUAACCUUCACCUCGUUCUUUCUCUCGCAGACUUGAAGGAGGCCGUAUGCAAGGCACCAAGGUGCAUGGUGCUCGCAAGCGACGAACGGAGGCUGUUUGACAUCGGCUACGCAAACCACCAUUGAGCUCCAGGUCUAUGAAAUUUGAAGUUCGAAGCCGUAUAGCCCUACUCAGCAUAGAGCCUUAGACUGUAAAUAUUGUAAUAGUAGGCAUAUUUGGGCUGUAAUACACUAUAUACAGAUUGUAGUAGACUUAGUUUUAUUUGAUGAACUACAUUUGUACUGUUUCGUCUGAAAUAUUGACUAUGUAUGUGAUUUGAAAA
This is a messenger RNA of Aegilops tauschii subsp. strangulata, 2335 nucleotides long. RefSeq lists its product as uncharacterized. NCBI's taxonomy places the organism in Eukaryota, Viridiplantae, Streptophyta, Magnoliopsida, Poales, Poaceae. The record is from RefSeq and is a predicted model, not a curated record.